CUUGCAGACUCGACGGCUUGGUGAGCAGCGCGGGGCUCCCGGCGAAGGCGCGCUUGGGGGGCUCCGGCCAUGCGUUGCGCGGUCCGGAGGCGGCUGUCGAGUAAUUCGGGCUGACCUGCGGGAGGCGAAGCGGGCGGAGAGGAAAAGGAGGAGGCGGAGGCGCGCCGUCGGUCGCCAGCAGCUUGCCCGCCGGCCCGGCCGCCCUCACCAGCGUGCGCCAUGGUGAAAGAGGAGUGCAAAGCGCUGCUGGACGCGCUCAACAAAGUGACUGCCUGCUACCGGCAGCUGGUGCUGACCAUCGGGGGCACCUCGGACUCGCAGAACCUGCGCGAGGAGCUGAAGAAGACCCGGCAGAAAGCCCAGGAGCUGGCGGUGGCCAACCGGAACAAGCUGACGGCGGCCUUGCGGGACAAGACGGUCAGCAAGGAGGACCGGGCGGAGUUCGAGCGGCUCUGGGUCCUCUUCACGUCCUGCAUGGAGAUCUUGGAGACCGACAUGAAGAGGGCCCUGGAGCUGGGCCAGGAGUUCCCCCUCAACGUGCCCAAGAAGCACCUGAUGCAGACGGGCAUGAGCGGCGGCACCUCCGGCGUGGCCGCCCGGGCCAUGAGCGUCCAGAACAUGAAGUACGACGCCGACCACAACAUCGACGUGGUGGACCUGAAAGACCUGGAGAACGAGAUCAACCAGGUCGGGGAGAUGAUGUACGAGAUGGAGAUGAAGGUCAACGUCCCGCAGUGGACGGUGGAGGCCAAGCAGGACCCCGGGGCCGAGCUCAACUCCGCCAUCAGCGUGGCCGCCUCCUCCAUCGGCAUGAUCGAAGUGGAGAGCAAGUCCUAUUGCAAUGCUCGCAAAGCGGUGGCCGGCUCCGUUUUCUCGGCCGUCCUCCUGAUCGCCGUCGUCCUGGCGGUGUGCGUGGUGAAACUCUCCUAAGGGCUGAGGUGCAGGACCCGGGAAAGAUGAUCGGGGGGAGGGAGAGGAGAAGGGGUUUUGCACCCUGAGAAUACAGUUUUUUGCUGAGCCAAGGAUGUACCAGAGUGGAUCUCCCUGCUGGAGAGGGAAGGUGGAAUCUGAUCGGACCCUCAGUGGGGUGGGGAAAGAUCUUUCUUCGCAAUAUUCUAGCUUUAAAGAACAAUUGAUACAAGAUGCACCUCCCUUUGCAAACAGAGGAGAAAAACACACUGUACGUUUACCUGGGAGUAAUCACCACUGAACGCCAUGGGAUUUACUUCUGAGUAGACAUGCCUAGGAUUGAGCCAAGCAUCUGUUUGCUGGCCUCUUUGUGGUUAAUAAUAUGUGGGUAUUAAAACUGCCUGCUGGAGCAGGGAUUUGACUGCUAUUUAUAGAGGACUAUUCUCAGUAACUAAACACCAAUUGUUCACCAAUUGGCUGCAGUUUGCGUCCCUUUUUAUCCACAGCACAGGAUUUGAGGGUGGGCAUGAAUUAGGUGGCAAAGUGGAAGGACUUCAGGGAUUUAUAUAUUUUUCCUCCUACGAACAUAAAGGAUGCGGAGUCCUGAGAAAAACAAAUCUCUUAUCCUUCAAAAGGAAGUAACCAACUGUAUUUUUUUAUCCUUUGGAGCUAAGGUUGAGAAUCUGGUGUUUAGAACCAAAUGGUGUGCAGACCUGAACUGUAUGUGCAGGAACAAAUGCAAGGCAAUCCAGGUCUGCAGAGAAAACGAUUUAUACAUCAGUUACUGAGAUCUUAAGACAUCCAGUUUUCAGUUCCCUAUUUUAUUACAUGUUCUUGGGCAGAGCCCCUGGUUCAUUGUUAAAACCCAUAAGCCCAUUCCGGGGGGAAGGGGGCACACAGGUUCAUUCCCCCCCCACUCCCAUUGGGUUAAAGGCCAUAGGUGCUACACUUCUGACCAUCCUUACCAGAAAGUACGCCACAUUGUAUUUAGUAAGGUUGUC
Gekko japonicus is the source of this 1910-nucleotide messenger RNA. It is a transcript of the gene RGS9BP, whose product is annotated as regulator of G-protein signaling 9 binding protein. The record is from RefSeq and is a predicted model, not a curated record. Gene Ontology annotation, biological process: G protein-coupled receptor signaling pathway; detection of light stimulus involved in visual perception. Bases 220 to 930 code for a protein of 236 amino acids. NCBI's taxonomy places the organism in Eukaryota, Metazoa, Chordata, Lepidosauria, Squamata, Gekkonidae. The transcript has a single exon. Gene Ontology annotation, cellular component: photoreceptor outer segment; neuron projection.